Saprolegnia parasitica CBS 223.65 is the source of this 1858-nucleotide messenger RNA. RefSeq lists its product as hypothetical. Bases 8 to 1858 code for a protein of 616 amino acids. Gene Ontology annotation, molecular function: cysteine-type exopeptidase activity; dipeptidase activity. The record is from RefSeq and is a predicted model, not a curated record. The transcript is spliced from 7 exons. Lineage: Eukaryota; Oomycota; Saprolegniomycetes; Saprolegniales; Saprolegniaceae. Gene Ontology annotation, biological process: proteolysis.
ACCUUCGAUGCGCCUCAGCACCGUGCUCUUCGCUGUCGCCGGCGUCGCCGCGCGCUACGUCGAGCCCGACCGCUGCACCGCGAUCCUCGUCGGCGCCAAGGCGUCGACGACCGGCGCGCCCAUGACGACGCACUCGAACGACUGCGGCAACUGCGACUUUCGCUUGAUCAAGAUCCCAGCCAUGAACCACACGCCCGGCUCGCUGCGCGACGUGACGCUGCUUCGUCAAGAGUACCCGCGCUACGUGGGCGACUCUCGCGGGCCAGCGUACACGCGCGAGAACCUCGAGACGGGCUUCUACAACUGGUCGGCGUCGCCAGCCAUCGGUCGCAUUCCGCAAGUGAACGCGACGUUCGGCUACUUUGAAGGUGUCUACGGCAUCAUGAACGAGCACCAGCUGAGCAUGGGCGAGAGCACGUGCGGCGCCAAGCUCUGGUCGACGCCCGUGUCCCACGGCGGGAAGGCGCUCUUGGACAUCACCGAGCUCGGCCGCAUUGCGCUCGAGCGCACGACGAAUGCGCGCGACGCUAUUGUGCUCAUGGGCCACCUCGCCGAAACCUACGGGUACUAUGGGGCGUCGUGGGAAGGCGACGACGUGUACGAGGAGGCUGGCGAAGCGCUCACGAUCACGGACGCACACGAAGCGUGGAUGUUUCACAUUCUGCCCGAUGACACGGGCGCGUCGGCGGUCUGGGCCGCGCAGCGCGUGCCCGCGGACCACGUGGCGGCGAUCGCCAACCAGUUUGUGAUCCAUGGCAUCGACUUGACCGACAGCGCCAACUACCUCGCGUCGGCCAACGUGUUGGAGGUCGCGAGACGCAAUGGGUUUUGGGAUGGGCUCCAGGACUUUGACUUUACCGUCGCCUACGCGCUGCAGCAGCACGAGCCUGAGCAGUACGGCUACACGCGGCGCGUCUGGCGCGUCUUUACGCUCGCGAAUCCCAACCUCGCGCUGAGUCCGUACACGGACGUCUACUCGCGGAGUUACCCGUUCUCGAUCCCGGUCGAGGCACCCUUGUCGCCGCAAGAUCUCAUGCGUAUCCAGCGCGACCACUACGAGGGCACGCCGUUCGACUUGACGCAAGGCCCGGGCGCUGGUCCGUACGGCUCGCCCGAUCGGUUCCGCGUCGGCCAAAACGCUGCAGGUGGCCAGUUUGAGCGCUCGAUUGGCAUCUACCGCGCCACGUACACGUUCGUGACGGUGCCCGACGCCGCGAACCCGAUCCAGAGUCUCUUUUGGUUUGGCCCCUAUGCCCCGCACGCGACGGCGUAUGCACCGGUGUACGCGCACAUUGGCGCGGUGCCACGCAGCCUCUCCCGGGGCACGCUCCGGCAGUACGACCCGAGCUACACGUUUUGGGCCAACGCGGUCGUUGGCAACUAUGCAAGUCGCUUCUACAAGUUUGCACACCCUGUCGUCGCCAGCGUCCAAGCCGUGUUUGAAGCCAGCGCGGUGGCAGCGCAAGCCGGUGUCCAGCGACAGGCCAGCGCGCUAUUGGCGUCGCAGGGCCACGCCGCCGCCGCCGCCUUCCUCACCAAUGCGACGACAACGUGGGCGGACGCCGCGCGCGCCGCGUUCACCGCACUGUUGCCAACACUCGUCACGUCCUUCCACGACGGCUACAUCAUGAGCGACUUGGACCACGAGGACAUGAGUGUGCGCGCGAUGGGGUAUCCGAAAUGGUACCUCGAGAGCGUCGGGUACUACGAUGGCAACACGGCCGUGCCAAGCCAGGACGUUGUCUCGGGCGCCGUGCUCUUUGUCCUCGUCGUUGUCGCCCUCGCAAGUGUCGCGCUGGGCUAUGCGAUCGGCCGUCGCAGCCACCGCGCCAAGCGCGGCUACGUCCACUUGCAGUAG